Molecule: messenger RNA, 1111 nt
Organism: Myxocyprinus asiaticus (Chinese sucker)
Lineage: Eukaryota; Metazoa; Chordata; Actinopteri; Cypriniformes; Catostomidae
Gene: tmem69
Product: transmembrane protein 69
Exons: 3
Coding region: 105-872 (255 amino acids)
Source: RefSeq, a predicted model, not a curated record
UUUUAACAGAACUGUUAUUCAGCUAUCUGUCGUGUCUGACUUCACAUUUUCCACGCGUUGUAAUGACCUUUCUCCAAUUUUUAUUUUACGACAGUAUGAUGUGAAUGCAAGAUAAAAUGUUGGCCAGUAUAAUCGGACGCCACGUUCUUGGUACAUUUAGGGGAAGGCAGUGGAGUGGCCUUCUGCAGAUGUACAACAAGUCUAGUUGUUUAGGGCAUCAGACUGUUCACUGUUCACCGCUGUUCACUAGAAGCUUAUAUGGACAGCUGCCCCCAAGCCAUGUUGCAGGUGCUGCUCUAAGAGUCCAGUCUUUCCAUUGGUCUGCACAGAGACGGAAGAAAAGGCCACCGGAAGAGAGUCCACCAAGAGAACUUGAUUUGCUUCGUUAUGACAUGGGAGACCUGAAGAAAGCUCCAAAGCCAGCCCUCUAUCUUGGAUCAGCUGGUCUCAUACCUUUUGUAUCAGCUCCUCUACUUAUGGCUGUUACAGAGCUGUAUCUACCUGAAGUCGCAUUUGCUCAAGUUGCAUAUGGAGCAUCUAUUGUUUCCUUUCUUGGUGGGGCACGCUGGGGCUUUGCCCUGCCUGCCGGGAGUCCAGCAAAACCUGACUGGCUUAAUUUAGCCAACAGCGUGGUUCCCUCUUUAAUUGCUUGGGUAGCACUCGUUUUUAGCCAUGACAUUACACAGUCUGCUGUGCUUGUGAUAAUAGGGCUUGGGAUAGCAUUGCAUUAUGACCUGUCCCUCCUACCCACAUACCCCAGCUGGUUUAAAGCACUGAGGACAAUCCUCACAGCUGUAGCCUUUUUCUCCUUGGUGGGUACUCUUGUUAUUAAGCAAUUUUAUCCAGAGAAGAAGUAUUUCACAGACCAAUGAUUUUUAUAAUGUCAGUAAAGGAUUUAAAACUGUCAUCUCUAGCAAUAUACAAUGGAUUCCCCAUUUAAUAUUUCAGUCUGGUGACUCGGGCAAAGUUUCUGUAUAAUAUUUUUGUUUAUGCCAUGCUCUCCCUCUCUUAGAAUAUGAAUUUAUUUACUAAUUGAUGGUGGUUAUUGGCCACACAGAUGUAGUCUUGCAGCAGUGAAUUCAAAUCAAUAAACAUGGCCAUUUUUUUCCCA